Molecule: messenger RNA, 815 nt
Organism: Polistes canadensis
Lineage: Eukaryota; Metazoa; Arthropoda; Insecta; Hymenoptera; Vespidae
Gene: RpL13
Product: 60S ribosomal protein L13
Exons: 4
Coding region: 110-769 (219 amino acids)
Biological process (GO): translation
Cellular component (GO): cytosolic large ribosomal subunit; ribosome
Molecular function (GO): RNA binding; structural constituent of ribosome
Source: RefSeq, a predicted model, not a curated record
UUUGGAAAAGUAUAGACUCUUUCAUCGAAAGUUCCUUUUCCGGAUGUGGAUUAUAUGGAAGAAGAAGUGAAAAUUUGCUCAUAUAUUGAAUCUUUCUUAAAUUUUCACAAUGGGGAAACGUAAUAAUAUGAUCCCUAAUGGGCACUUCCAUAAGGAUUGGCAACGGUUUGUUAAAACUUGGUUUAAUCAACCUGCAAGAAAAUACCGUCGUAGACAAAAUCGAAUAAAGAAAGCUCGUGCAGUUGCACCAAGGCCUGUCAAGCUUUUAAGACCUAUUGUGCAUUGCCCAACAUUCCGCUAUCACACUAAAGUUAGGGCUGGCAAAGGUUUUACUCUUCAAGAACUUAAAGCUUCUGGUUUAAACAAGAGAUAUGCUAGAACAAUUGGAAUUGCUGUCGACCCAAGAAGACGCAAUAAAUCCAUUGAAUCUUUGCAAGUAAAUGCUCAGAGGCUGAAAGAAUAUAAAAACAAAUUAAUCCUCUUCCCCAUAAAUGAAAAGAAGCCUAAGAAGGGUGAUGCAACCGAGGAAGAAAUGAAAACGGUUAACCAAAUGUUAGGAGAAAUUAUACCUAUUCAACGUCAACCAGCUAUGAAAGUGAAAAAACAUGUUAUUAGCGAAGAUGAAAAGAAAUUCUCUGCAUAUAUAACAUUACGUAAAGCUAGAGCAGAUGCUAGAUUAGUGGGAAUAAGAGCAAAGCGCGUUAAAGAUGCUACAGAGAAUCCUGAUGAUGUUACCAAGAUUGGCAAAGACAAAAAAACUAAGAAGUAAUCUUUUUUUUUUUUUUUAUAGAAUUGUAAACAAAAAUAAAUAACUU